AUGUGUUAUAACAUUGGCAUUGCGUGUGGUAAACUGGGAGAUUAUGAAAAGUUUAUGCAGUAUUCAAAACAAGGCUUCAAAGCUGCAUUAAGAAUCGGUGACUCUAGACUCACUGCACAUUCCUAUGAUGGUCUUGGUAGUGCUUACAAUGCCCUGUGUGACUAUCAAAAUAGUAUUAAGUGCCAUAAAAAAGCUAUUGAUUUGUACAAACAACUGAAUGAUGAAGAAGGAUUAGGGCGUUGUUAUACAAACAUGUCAUUAUCCGAUAAGAAGCAAGGAAAGUACCAUGAUGCACUUCGUCUAUUAGAGGAGAGUCUCAGGAUAAGUGUUAAAAUUGGAAGAAAAGAAAAUCAGGCGAGUGACUUACUUAACUUGGGAUCAAUAUACGCAACGUUGAAUGAUUAUGAUAAGGCCAUCGAGAUGUUCCAGAAAAGUCUUGCUAUCAGUAUAGAGAUCGGUAAUAAACGUCUUCAAGCAAAAUGUUAUGGUAGCCUGGGAAAUGUUUUGUUUCAUUAUUGUAACAAAGAUUCAGAAGCCAUCGUGUAUUAUCAGAAAUGCUUAGACAUUUCAAAAGAAAUCGAUGAUAAACAAUCACAAUCGGUCACCUUACGAAACAUUGGCGCAUGCUUAGAGGAAUUACAUCGAUACAAAGAGGCGAAUGAAAACUACGACAUCAGUCUUGCUAUUUCUAAAGAAUUAAAUGACAAACAUAAUGAGGCAGUUGUCAUUCACUGA
Molecule: messenger RNA, 735 nt
Organism: Exaiptasia diaphana
Lineage: Eukaryota; Metazoa; Cnidaria; Anthozoa; Actiniaria; Aiptasiidae
Product: G-protein-signaling modulator 2
Exons: 2
Coding region: 1-735 (244 amino acids)
Molecular function (GO): protein binding
Source: RefSeq, a predicted model, not a curated record